Cucumis sativus (cucumber) is the source of this 781-nucleotide messenger RNA. RefSeq lists its product as uncharacterized. The transcript has 2 exons. The record is from RefSeq and is a predicted model, not a curated record. The coding region runs from base 185 to 496 and encodes 103 amino acids. NCBI's taxonomy places the organism in Eukaryota, Viridiplantae, Streptophyta, Magnoliopsida, Cucurbitales, Cucurbitaceae.
CUUUCUUCUCUCUAAAAAGGAAAAACAUCUCGUGGUUUUUGUGGGUCUAAUACUCACAAAAUUAAUCCUCCUAUUUCUUUUUUUUGUUCUUGUGGGCGGUGGUCGGCCGGUGAGUCUGGCUGAGUUAGGUGUUGGACUCGGCGGUGGCGGCGGCGGCGGAAGAUUGAAAUUUAAAGGUUGUAUUAUGGGUUUUUGGCAUCAGAUGAUUUUUCCGGUACGGCGGGUUUGGCUCGCCGUUUAUGGCCGUCUAAAAGCUCGUAGAAAUGAUGAAGGACUGUUGAAGCUUCAUGAUGACGUAGAGACUUGUGGAUAUCAAGAUGUAAAGGUUAUGUGGGAAAUCCUAAGGAGAUCAGAAGCUGAAUUAAUAAAUCAUCAUCAAAUGAGGCGCAAACACAAGCCAUUUUGGAAGGCUUUGGUGUGGUCUAACCAUAACUCUAACUCAUCCACUAAUAUACCUAAAAUGACCAAUUUUCCAACUUUUAGCCCUAUUUCAUAGGGAUAAUACAAAGUUCAUGUGUACUACCUCCCCCUCUCAUAAAAUGCCUCAAACAAAUAAAUGUGAAAAUGAUCUCGAAGUUGCUGUAUCUUUUAACUUUGGCACUUUUAGGCCAAAUUGUGUCUAGAGAAAGUGAAUUGUUGUAAAUAGAAAUAAUAACAAUUGCUUCUAAAAGGUUUCCAAGAAAGAAAGAAAAAAAAGCUCAAAUUAAUGCUUGGGAGUUGUGUGAGAAACAAUCCUCUUCUUUUCACUUUUGUUAAAAGGUGCAUGCAUUAUACCAUUUAA